GGCCUCGCUUUCCCGGUAUGUGAAGUGUGGUGUGGUCUCAAUCCUACCCGAUGAUCGGUCACUACGAGCUCUGAGCUCCCCGCGCGGGGAGACGAAUCCAAGCAGCGAGACGAGUACUGCGCUGCUUGGAUUUGUCAGAGGGCAACCAGUCGGAUCCUGCUCUCAGGCAAACCCAGCGCUGCGCCACCCCGUGCUCAAGUACUCGGAUCCGGAUUCGGAUUCCACGGAUCCGCCAGACCAAGUAAUCGGAUUCAUCGCUCAGUCACGUAGGCGAGGCGGCGGACCAAUGGCGGGGCUGUUUUGUAGUCACGUGAUGCAUGACGUCACCAGAAAGCAAUGACUGCAUCGCAACACCCCUCCUGCAUCACAAAGCAGUGUUGCAACGUGUCAAGCAGAGGAAGGUAGACGUCGUACUGCCACAACAAAACCAAGGACAAAGGGCUCAGACACAUACACUGACAUUCUCCUUACGUCACACAUAUUUGGGUAUGGCGAUUGGCAGGAGGCUCAGUGAUGUGAAUGCCCUGUGCCUCGCUGUGACCUUUACUGUUCAUGUUUGGUCAGUGCUGGAGGGGCACGUGCUUGUGCCUAGCGCAGGACAUCUCUACGCAGAGCCUUUGUCAGCCCCUGCAGUGGUGAAUGAAAGCGACUGUGUGUUUCCCUUUUGGUGGAAGAACAAACUGCACAACAAUUGUACACUUAUGGACCGCCCUGACCACUGGUGCGCCACUAAGGUCAACGAUGCAAUUGGCCCAGUAACCUCUGGCUAUUGUAAAAGUUUCCUGGUGGGUCCUCUUCCGGAUGAACCUACUCCAACGAUAGAUGACGAUCCCAACCUCCACGAAGACUGCGUGGUGCCGUUUUAUUACAACAGGAAGACCUUCGUCAACUGCACCAUGGAAGACUCGAAUCAGCCGUGGUGCGCUGUGGAAGUGGAUCAGCUGCGCAAGCCAUUAAGGAUCAAAAUUUGCCGCAAACCGAAAAAUGCAACUGAGUACCGUGGUAUGCAGGGUAAGGUCAGGGAAUUAAAUCGACUCGAUCCGGAAAUAGAAGGACUUCAUUCGAAAGAUCGCGCACUCACACAGCACGGGGAUGUGUGUGUGGUCCCAUACAAAUUCAAAGGGAAGGUGUACAUGGGUUGUUACUGUGAUGGUGAAACGCCGUGCUGGUGUCCUCUUCGUGUCAGCUACGACUUUUUCCCACUGGACUCCGACUACUGUGCAGAGAACAGCACCGUGGUAACCAUCCCUAUUGAACAGCUCCAGCUCAACAUAUCAGAUACGCAGAUGACUUCCCGAAAUGAGCCGUGUACUUUUCCUUUCGUAUACAAGGGUUUAGUGUAUACAGAGUGUGCAUGUGUGGAUGCCCCGGAGUGCUGGUGUGCCGUUUCCCUCACAGUGGCUAAUGAACCAGCAGUGAGUGGUUACUGCAAAGACUUUCUGGUUGGGGAAACUCCUACCGUGCCUCCUCCUGCCUAUGGACUCGGAUAUAAUACGACGGAGGACGGGUGGGCGUGUCACCUCCCUUUCACCUACAAGGGACAAAAGUACACACAAUGUACCACCGAUGGACGCGACCGCCUCUGGUGCGCCACACUGCUGGGCGAAGGCGGCGACAUCCUUCAGUGGGGAUAUUGCGCCACAGAUUAUUUGUGGGAUAACGAGAUUGGCGUGAUCGCUCUAUAAGAAGCAGAGCUGGGUACUUCCUUACCUUGAUCCGCAUCUUCUCUCCUCCGUACCUGCGGACCACCAAACGAGGUGCGGAGGUCCGAAGUGGGGAAAAAUUUCCAAAAGUGCGGAAGUAACAGGUACGGAAAGGCGACUUUAAGUCCGUACCUCCGCACCUGAGACAUGUGGGGAAAGAUGAAAUUUUAAGUCCUUACCUCCACACCUGAGACAAGUGCAGUACAACGAAAUUUUGAAUCCGUACUUCCGCACCUGAGAUUUUCAAGGAAAAAAAGAUAAAUAAAGACGACAGUCCACACUCCGUAGCAUUACUUUCGGCAGUUUUGGAAGUCUGUGCUACCAGGCAUAUUUUCCCGCCAUUUGAGUGACGUCACUCAUUCAAGUCUAAGCAUGCUCCUCUCUCUCUCUCUCUCUCUCUCUCUCUCUCUCUCUCUCUCUCUCUCU
Molecule: messenger RNA, 2129 nt
Organism: Portunus trituberculatus (swimming crab)
Lineage: Eukaryota; Metazoa; Arthropoda; Malacostraca; Decapoda; Portunidae
Exons: 16
Coding region: 318-1685 (455 amino acids)
Source: RefSeq, a predicted model, not a curated record